AUGGAUCAAUUGCCGUAUGAGUUAUUAUUUCAUAUUCGUCGAUAUAUUGAUCAACUAUCAGAUCUAUUACAAAUGGCUUAUGUCUGUAGACGUUGGCAGUCUUUGAUUAUGGAAGACGAAUAUUUUCUUAAUCAACGUUUUUCUCAAUCGUUAAAAUGCUCACAAAAAUCAUAUUAUUUUAACUUCUCUAUUUACAAAAAAUAUUGUAAUCCACAGUUUCUGUUCAAUAUCGAUCGAUCAUUAUUUCCAGUCAAUCUUCAAUCAAGUCAUUGUCAGUUUUUACCCUGGACUGACCCAGAACAUUCAUGUAAUUAUAAAACACUCGUUGAACUUGGUUAUCAUUUAUCAUUCUUUCAAUCGUCACAUUCUUUCUCCUUUUGGGUCUUUUUACCUCAUCAAUCCGAAUUAAAUAUACAGAUUGGAAGUUUAAAUGCCGAUGGUGUGACUAUUGUGCUCUGUGCUGAUCAAAAUUAUUAUUUCGACAAAGAAAAACGUUUAUCGAUUGCUGAUCGAUGGACUCAUAUUGUUUUGAACAAAAUUGAUUCACACCGUUAUUAUCGAGUAUGGAUCGAUGGACAAUAUGUUUCAAAACCAAAUCAGUAUUAUUUAUACUGUUAUGAAAUGGACAAGAACGAUUUUCUUAUUAAUUUAGUAUUAUUUCGUAAGUAUGACAGUAAUAUAUUAGAAGCAUCUAGAAAGCCUCGUUUAGCCGAUCUCAAUGCUUUCACACGAUGUUUGACACCCGUCGAAAUUCGAGCUAUUCAUCAACAGCAAACAUUAAUCGACCAAGUUAAAGUUGGAACCUUUAUUAAGAACAACAAAAAGCACAACAUCGAAAUCGACUGA
Rotaria sp. Silwood2 is the source of this 846-nucleotide messenger RNA. NCBI's taxonomy places the organism in Eukaryota, Metazoa, Rotifera, Eurotatoria, Philodinida, Philodinidae. The record is from the annotation of a GenBank genome assembly.